This is a messenger RNA of Haplochromis burtoni (Burton's mouthbrooder), 686 nucleotides long. RefSeq lists its product as uncharacterized. The record is from RefSeq and is a predicted model, not a curated record. Gene Ontology annotation, molecular function: oxidoreductase activity. NCBI's taxonomy places the organism in Eukaryota, Metazoa, Chordata, Actinopteri, Cichliformes, Cichlidae.
ACGUUACAACCUCGUAAAUAUAUUUUCACUCGCGUAUUUCGGCUUUCUGAUGAACUGUCGCCAUGUUUGUUCAGCGGCUUGAUUUUUAAUUCAGGGGCAUAUCUUCGCCUCUACAAAUAUGUUAAUAAUAGUUGGUCGAAAAAGAAAAGGAGAAUCAACUAAAUGAAAUUUACAAAACCAGUCUAACUAGUGGUUACAACAAAGAUUGCUCAGCUCUGGUGAAGUGAACAUGCCGUUGGCGUCGGUCCUGAACUGUCCUACAGUACCACUUUCCAAUGGUCUGCAGAUCCCCGUGCUUGGUUUGGGCACAUCACAUAAUGGUGGUUACUCCCACGAUGCAGUUAUGUAUGCGUGUGUGCCGUGCUAUUGGGGUCAGCAAUUUUCUGGUCCACCACCUGGAACAGCUGAAAGAAGACUGUACUGUGAUACCACAUGUUAACCAGGUUGAGUACCAUCCUUUCCAGCAGCCAAAUCACCUGAUUCAGUACUGUCGUCAGGAGGGAAUUGUGUUUGAAGGGUAUAGUCCUCUGGCCAAGGGUCAAGUCUUCAACAAUCCCACUGUUCUCCAGAUAGCGGAAAAGCACAGACGCACGCCAGCUCAGAUUUGCAUCCACUGGAGUAUUCAGAACGGAGUUGUGACAAUACCAAAAUCGACCAAAAAGAAGAGGAUACAAGAAAACUGUGAA